This is a messenger RNA of Gongylonema pulchrum, 363 nucleotides long. The record is from the annotation of a GenBank genome assembly. NCBI's taxonomy places the organism in Eukaryota, Metazoa, Nematoda, Chromadorea, Rhabditida, Gongylonematidae.
AUGAGAAAAGUACGGCAGAAGCGCGAGACGGCAGCUAUAAGGACUGAGAAGACAAGCUAUAUUCAGCGCAAUCGUCAAGUACGAGGCGCAAAGUCGCAGACGUUACACUCCCCGCAGCCCAGCGAUCUUGGCCAGCGAAGUUGUGUCACUGAUAAUGAUACUCUGGCAAAGACCGUACUAGAGCAGCUGAUGUUAUCGUAUGAUCUGAAAACGGUACCGAUAGCAGACGGUGUUGAUGUGAAAGUUGAUCUGAUGAUUCAGGCUAUAUCCAGUAUUUCGGAGAUUGCUGCGAGUUUCACCGCCGAUGUGCUUGACAAAUUUAACGCUCAGUCACCGUACAAUCGACGAUAUCUGGCUUCCUAA